AGCAUGAGCCGCGUCCAGCUGCGGUUGUCCGCCACGUUGAACUUUGGUUCUGAACCGCGGAACAGGUGCACACAGCGAACUAUCAUCAACACCAAGAAAUUUCCAUGCCUGGGACGGCACUGACCAGUCAAUUGCUUCUUGUCCAUCUUCUCUUUAUACAUCCCUCCAGCCACGAGAUUCAUCAGCCAUCUCAGACCGUCCAUUCUCAUACCGCCGGCUUGUCGCCUCCAAAACGAAACAUCAUCCAUGCUUCAACAGCAUUGCAUCCUAGCCGCUCGCCUCCCCUCCAAGAACCGAGCCGCCCACGUCCCACGCAAAAUGGAUCGUGUAUCACCACUUAUCGUCUAUGUACCACCGCACCAAAGGCGGCAUUUUGGUUUCCGUCAACCCUAGUUUUGUAUACAGUUUAUAUGUCCCCCGGACUUUGCUGUCUGCCAGAGAAAAACUCGCUUAGGAAUGCAGCACGCCGCCGUCACAAGUAAACGCCGAGAGCCAUGCAGUUUGUGAAAAUGGGUAUUAAAAUAGGAUAUUGAUCGUCAAGGAGA
Molecule: messenger RNA, 545 nt
Organism: Chaetomium strumarium
Lineage: Eukaryota; Fungi; Ascomycota; Sordariomycetes; Sordariales; Chaetomiaceae
Exons: 1
Coding region: 105-482 (125 amino acids)
Source: RefSeq, a predicted model, not a curated record